Colletotrichum fioriniae is the source of this 243-nucleotide messenger RNA. NCBI's taxonomy places the organism in Eukaryota, Fungi, Ascomycota, Sordariomycetes, Glomerellales, Glomerellaceae. The record is from RefSeq and is a predicted model, not a curated record.
AUGCAAAUCAGACUCCGCCACCUCCUCCUCCUCCUCGCAGUCCUCCUCUGCCUCGUCGACCACGCCGACGCAAACCGCUCCUACUACACCUGGUUCCGCAGAAGGGGCGGUCUGCCGCCCGUACUGUGCAUCGUGACCAAGUGGUGGUGGGAAAGAGCCCACCAGGCGUGCCGGCCCGGCAUCGAGGGCCCUUCGGACUGGGUUGAUCCCGAUAAGCCUGUUCUCCCCAAGACCGAAUAUUAG